Messenger RNA from Cooperia oncophora, 784 nucleotides. Lineage: Eukaryota; Metazoa; Nematoda; Chromadorea; Rhabditida; Trichostrongylidae. The record is from the annotation of a GenBank genome assembly.
AAAGACUAAGAAUGCUGCGAGUCGUACAUCUCGUCACAAAAAGAAAUACUGGCGAAAGGGGACUGAUGUGGGCGAUGUUGAGAGGCUGUUGCAUGGUAAAACGUCUGGAUCGGUAGCACACAAGAAGGAUGACGAACUUUUCGCUAUUGAUCGUACGCCAAAUGAACCUAAGCAGUAUACCAGGCGACAGCAAGCCGCUUUGGACAAAAUAUCUCGUAGUAUUAGUGAGGAGAAGCAAGCAUUACCUGCACCUAAAUUCCCGACGAAAAAGCAGCCAAAACUGAAGAAACAAGUGAAGCGGAACGAGGAGGUGAAGGCACCUCAACAAAAACAGACGUACGAUUUAUGGGAGAAAGGCAGGUGUAACCACGAUAAUUAUAAUUUUGCAAGUAAUAUUUCCUACGUAAAUUUAGAUUUUGUGCCAAAAGUUGAUAUCGAAUUCAAAGAAGCUGGAGAACAUCUACUGAGAUACACGAAGAAGAAGCUUCCGAAUAUGCCUUCUACAUGUCGAUUCAAACCUAGCUUACUGGAUGCCGUAGCGGUCCCUGAUGCAGGUGCAUCCUAUAAUCCAAAGGCUGACGAUUACCAGGUAUUUGGAUUAAUUUCAUUAAACCUUUUCAAUUUUAUUCGUGUUCAUCGGCGCAGGGUCGACUUAGGCAUAUUUAUACAACUCAUCUGGUCGGACCGACACGAAACUCCCCUGUGGAUCUUACGAAAAUUGUUUAUGGCUCAGCCUUGUUACCUUACUGAAACCGGCUUAGUACUCCGCGUAAACGCAGGCUAG